GGGACGUUUUUAUCUGGUGCAGGGCUCUUCUAUGGUGGUCUGGUUUUAAACGGCACUCCCCUACCUCUCUGUUUUUCUCCCACACACAAAACACCCAACUCCACUGCUCUGUUUGUUUGGUUUGACGGAAACCACACAGAGAGGAAAAAAGGCGAUGGUGAAGAUGAGGAUUAUCACGCCCUCUGCACAUCCCUCCUCUUGGGGAUUCCAACUAGCUUCUCCCAAAAGGUUGUUUUGUUGAAUUCUUUUGGAUGAAAAUUCCAAACCCCCCAGAAAUAGUAACCCCAAUCACAAAGGAGAUGAGGUGAAAUGGGAGAUUCACUUCUCACUGCCCUUUCAAUGGAGAAUCAUCAUCCAUCCACACUCUUAUCCAUGGAUUCAAGUGCUUCAUCGCACGAAGACCUGGAUUUAGAGAUGAAUCGACAAAUCAUACUUACUCGCCCACCCGAUAUUAAUUUACCUCUGUCGGCAGAGCGCAGCCCGCCCCCACCGCCGUGGAAUUCUGACCAGUGUGACAUUUUAGAAGUGGGGCUUGCGCCUCAAAUUUAUGAGACUGAGAGCUUCCUUACUAUCCCUAAGGCCGGAAGGAAAUGUGCCAAACGGGUAGAUUGCAUAUGGGGUGCUUGGUUUUUCUUCAGUUUCUACUUUAAGCCUGCUUUGAAUGAGAAGUCCAAGGCAAAGAUUAUUAGGGACAGCAAUGGAGUGUCUGGGUUUGAUAAAUCCGAUCUCAAGCUUGAAGUUUUUAUGGUUCAGCAUGAUAUGGAGAACAUGUACAUGUGGGUUUUCAAGGAAAGGCCUGAGAAUGCAUUGGGUAAGAUGCAGCUGAGGAGUUACAUGAAUGGGCAUUCUCGCCAAGGAGAGCGGUUGUUUCCUUUUAGUGUUGAUAAGGGGUUUGUUCGGUCUCAUAGGAUGCAACGCAAGCAUUAUAGGGGAUUAUCUAAUCCUCAGUGUGUUCAUGGGAUCGAAGUUGUUCCAUCUCCAAAUCUCAUUGGUGUUGAUGAAGAAGAGAGGAAAAGGUGGAUGGAACUCACAGGCAGGGAUAUGAACUUUUCAAUCCCACCUGAGGCUAGUGAUUUCAGUUCAUGGAGGAACCUUCCCAACACAGACUUUGAGCUUGAAAGGCCACCUCCUCCGGUGAAGAGUAACUCGAAUUCCCAUUCAAAGAAAUUGUUGAAUGGGUCUGGGCUGAAUUUGUCAACACAGCCAUCCAACCACAGCAAUGGUGAUGGAAUGGACUUAUCACCUGUUAGCAGCAAGAGGAGGAAGGACUUCUUCCCGCACGGGAACGAUGAUGAUUGUUAUUUGGCUGUUAAUCCUCCUUCUGAUCGAGUUCAAGAUAUGGAGAUUCACCCGAAUGAGCCACCCUGGUUGAAUGAUUUUAGUGGGGUUAUGAGGAAUGUUUAUGGGCCUGUCACAGCUGCAAAAACAAUUUAUGAGGAUGUAGAGGGUUAUUUGAUCAUUAUCAGCUUGCCCUUUGUGGAUCUUCAGAGGGUGAAAGUAUCUUGGAGGAAUACUCUCACCCAUGGUAUCAUAAAAGUGUCUUGUGUGAGCACAUCUCGCAGGCCAUUUAUCAAGAGACAUGACAGAACUUUCAAGCUUACAGAUCCAUCAUCCGAGCAUUGCCCUCCAGGGGAGUUCAUCAGAGAAAUCCCACUCUCAACCCGAAUUCCCGAAGAUGCUAACAUUGAAGCAUAUUAUGAUGGGCCUGGAACAACGCUUGAGAUUUUGGUGCCAAAACUCCGUGUGGGGCCAGAAGAACAUGAGGUUCGUGUUUGCCUUCGUCCUCACCUUGCUGCCAAUGAGCUGAUGCUGACUUGAGGAAGGGGCAUUAAUUAGGAAAUUGUACGGGUGGUGGUGCCAAGGUUGGUGCUUUUGUUUACUAACCUUGUAUCGUACUAUGUAAUCUAUGAAAUGAAAUGUGUGUCUCACAUUUUUAUCUUACUGUAAUUUUUGCUCAGCAAGUGCUAUGGUUUUUGCUCCCAUGCAUACACUUAGGUUUUUCCUGUAAUGAUUUUUUUUUUUUUUGAACUUAUUAUUUAUUCUACUGGCUUAUGUUUAGCUGUUUUGAGUUCAGGGCAGUAGUUUAUAUUUUGAAUUGAGCCUCUUAUGGA
Vitis riparia (riverbank grape) is the source of this 2111-nucleotide messenger RNA. RefSeq lists its product as uncharacterized. The transcript is spliced from 2 exons. Bases 310 to 1818 code for a protein of 502 amino acids. NCBI's taxonomy places the organism in Eukaryota, Viridiplantae, Streptophyta, Magnoliopsida, Vitales, Vitaceae. The record is from RefSeq and is a predicted model, not a curated record.